ACAAUAAACUUAAUAGUUUAUAAAAACAUUAACAAUUCAUUUUAAAUAAGUGAAAUAUUAAAUAGAAAUAUGGUUUUACCAUAUACAGAAAUUGAAGACAUUGAGGAUAUAGUAACUAAGAAUGAUAUUACUCCAAAGGAAAGAUAUGGUGCGAGAAAAUAUGUCGUUGUACGUGCGAAACGUAAAAAACAAGUAGAGGAAUUUCCAGAGCCUACAAUAUUAUCGAGCAUUAUACCAGGAACACAAAAGAUUUUUGUUAAAACAUGGGGAUGUACCCACAAUAAUUCUGACAGCGAGUAUAUGGCUGGACAACUUGCAGCAUAUGGUUAUCGGUUAACUGACGACAAGCUUGAUGCAGAUUUAUGGCUUUUAAAUUCAUGUACCGUUAAGACACCUGCAGAGGAUCAUUUUAGAAAUGAGAUUGAAUAUGGGAAAAAGAAUGGAAAACAUAUCGUUGUCGCAGGAUGUGUUCCUCAAGGUGCACCAAAAUCUUCUUUCUUAAAGGGAUUGAGUAUGGUAGGAGUACAGCAAAUUGAUAGAAUUGUUUCAGUAGUAGAAGAAACGCUUAAAGGUAAUACUGUAAGAUUUUUAAGUCAGAAGAAAGUACAAGGGAAAAAAAUAGGAGGUGCAUCAUUAAGCUUACCAAAAGUUCGAAGGAAUCCUUUGAUCGAGAUUAUAGCCAUAAAUACCGGUUGUUUAAAUCAAUGUACUUAUUGUAAAACUAAACAUGCCAGAGGUGAACUUGGAAGUUAUCCUCCUGAAGAAAUAAUAGAACGUGCUAAACAGGCUUUCGAAGAAGGAGUAUGUGAAAUAUGGUUGACGUCUGAAGAUACUGGAACUUAUGGCAGAGAUAUUGGAACUAGCUUACCCGAAUUAUUAUGGGAAUUAGUGAAAGUUAUUCCUAAUGAUUGUAUGAUGCGCAUCGGCAUGACCAAUCCACCUUAUAUAAUAGAGCAUUUGGAAGAAAUGAGUAAAAUAUUAGAUCAUCCCAGAGUCUAUAGUUUCUUACAUAUACCUGUGCAAUCUGGUAGCGAUCAAAUAUUGGUCGAUAUGAAAAGAGAAUAUUCUUGCUCCGAGUUUGAAUAUGUUGUUGACUUUUUAAAAUCCAAAAUUUCAAAUAUUACUAUAGCAACAGAUAUAAUAUGUGGUUUUCCAACAGAAACAGAGAAUGAUUUUGAAGAAACUAUGAAGCUUUGUAAAAAGUAUAAAUUUCCAAAUUUAUUUAUUAAUCAAUUUUUUCCAAGACCUGGCACACCAGCAGCUAAAAUGCGUAGAGUUCCUACACAAGAAGUUAAACAAAGAACUAAAAAAUUAACAGAAUUCUUUCAUUCUUAUCAACCUUACGAUCACAAAAUUGGACUAAUUGAAAAAGUAUUAGUAACAGAAUUAUCUCACGAUAAAUUACAUUACGUAGGACACAAUAAAUUUUAUGAACAAGUUUUAGUCCCCAAGCAAGAAGAAUAUUUAGGAAAAAUGAUAUCUGUUAAAAUUGUUCGAGCCACUAAAUAUUCGAUGGAAGGUCAACCAAUAAACGAAGAGACCUCUUAUCUACAAGGUUUAUCUUUAAUAUCAUCAAAACUUCAUAUUAUGAAGUCUAGUUAUACAUUGGAAAAGAUAAUGUUAGGGAUGUGUUUUGUCUUCAUGGCUAAAAUUUUAUGGUCAUUUUUGUGAAAUUCGAAAAUAAAUCAAAACAAAAUAUA
This is a messenger RNA of Polistes canadensis, 1700 nucleotides long. Its product is annotated as threonylcarbamoyladenosine tRNA methylthiotransferase. The record is from RefSeq and is a predicted model, not a curated record. Gene Ontology annotation, molecular function: tRNA (N(6)-L-threonylcarbamoyladenosine(37)-C(2))-methylthiotransferase activity; 4 iron, 4 sulfur cluster binding. Gene Ontology annotation, cellular component: endoplasmic reticulum. The transcript has 2 exons. Gene Ontology annotation, biological process: tRNA methylthiolation. NCBI's taxonomy places the organism in Eukaryota, Metazoa, Arthropoda, Insecta, Hymenoptera, Vespidae. Bases 70 to 1671 code for a protein of 533 amino acids.